Botrytis porri is the source of this 210-nucleotide messenger RNA. RefSeq lists its product as uncharacterized. Bases 1 to 210 code for a protein of 69 amino acids. The transcript has a single exon. Lineage: Eukaryota; Fungi; Ascomycota; Leotiomycetes; Helotiales; Sclerotiniaceae. The record is from RefSeq and is a predicted model, not a curated record.
AUGAAAGAAGAAAGAGAAUUUUCCAGACAAACUGCACCGUGGACGGUUGUCAUCGAGAUUCACAUGGCUGACUCAUCAUACUUUGAGGAUGCAGGGACGGGGAAUUGGGGGGGAAUUGGACAUUGCAUUGGGAAAAAGAAGCAAGAGAAGGCAGAGAAGCACAGUUCACCGAUGCCACAUUUGUUUUCUCGAUUCGCAUUCCGAGAAUGA